Molecule: messenger RNA, 1263 nt
Organism: Mycosarcoma maydis (corn smut)
Lineage: Eukaryota; Fungi; Basidiomycota; Ustilaginomycetes; Ustilaginales
Exons: 3
Coding region: 1-1263 (420 amino acids)
Biological process (GO): regulation of RNA metabolic process; regulation of gene expression
Cellular component (GO): nucleus; cytoplasm
Molecular function (GO): mRNA binding
Source: RefSeq, a predicted model, not a curated record
AUGUCAGAAGUCGCAAAGCGUCAACGAGACACAUCCAGUACUCCCGAACCCGAAGCGAAACGUCCUUACGUAGACGCCGAAAAGAACGCCGACCACCGCACCUCUUUCUCUUCCGCCACAACUGCCGACAAAUCUCCCAGCACCACAAGAACCAUGGCUUCCGACACCCUACCGAAGCCGGUCUCUGAGGAGAAGGAUGCCGUCGAUCUGGGCUCUGUGACCGCAGACGCCACCUCUAGCAACGACAUCAAGGUCGACAACGGCUCUGUUUCCAAUGGCCAUGACGGCGAUCAGGUGGCUGGCAGUGCAGGAAGCGUAGGCGACUCUUCCGAAACCCAGGCUACCCAGAUCUCGAUGCGAACCUUGAUCGUCACCAGCGACGCCAGCAUCAUCAUCGGAAAGUCCGGCAAGCACAUCAACGAGAUCCGUGACAAGAGCAAUGCCCGCCUAAACAUUAGCGAAAUCAUCCCUGGCAACCCUGAACGUAUUUUGACCGUCUCUGGUCCCCUGGAUGCUGUCAGCAAGGCUUUCGGUCUGAUCGUGCGCAGAAUCAACGACGAGCCUUUUGACCUUGCGUCGGUGCCCGGUUCCAAGUCGGUCACGAUUCGCUUCAUCGUGCCCAACUCGCGCAUGGGCUCCGUGAUUGGCAAGCAAGGCUCCAAGAUCAAGGAGAUUCAGGAGGCUUCGGGUGCUCGACUCACUGCUGGCGAGGCUAUGCUUCCCGGCUCGACGGAGCGUGUACUCUCAAUUUCUGGUGUCGCCGAUGCGGUGCACAUUGCGGUGUACUACGUCGGGAGCAUUUUGCUCGAGCACCCGGACCGCAACGCCAACAAUCUCCCGUACCGACCUACUGCCGGUGGACCAUCGACGCGAGCCGGCGCGGCUGGAGCCAACCCGUACGCGGCGCCUCAGCAGCCGUUCGGGUAUGGAGCACCAGCGGCUGGGUUUGGAGGUGCUCCCGCGGGUGCUGGUGGAGCACCGCAGCUUCCACCCGGCUCGCAGACGCAGCAGAUCUUCAUCCCGAACGAUUUGGUGGGUUGCAUUAUCGGCAAGGGCGGAUCCAAGAUUAACGAGAUCAGGAGCAUGAGUGCGAGCCACAUUAAGAUCAUGGAGCCUGGUGCGGGCAUCGCAGCAGGUGGUAGUGGAAACGAGAGGCUCGUUACCAUCACUGGUCCGCCACCCAACAUUCAGAUGGCCGUCUCGCUGCUGUAUCAGAGACUCGAGCAGGAAAAGAUGCGUCUGGCACAGGGGGGUGCGCCCUGA